Molecule: messenger RNA, 1208 nt
Organism: Tripterygium wilfordii
Lineage: Eukaryota; Viridiplantae; Streptophyta; Magnoliopsida; Celastrales; Celastraceae
Product: ethylene-responsive transcription factor ERF073-like
Exons: 2
Coding region: 99-1010 (303 amino acids)
Biological process (GO): ethylene-activated signaling pathway; regulation of DNA-templated transcription
Molecular function (GO): DNA binding; DNA-binding transcription factor activity
Source: RefSeq, a predicted model, not a curated record
AUUACUUUCUACUCAUCCUUCCAAGUCUCUGUCCUCUGAUUCUAUUCUCUCAUACAACAACAAGAUUUAGGUUUACGUGAUUGCUUCAUAUUGCAAAAAUGUGUGGUGGUUCAAUCCUCAAUGACCUCAUCCCUCGCAACAAUGGCCGCCGAUUCACCGCCUCCGACAUAUGGCCCAGUUCGUCUUUUGAUAAAGACUCAGACUUCGAGUCCAAUCUCUGUUCAUUAAGCCAUGGCAACUCUUAUCCUCCCAAAAGGCCCGCACCCACUUCACAUGGUGUGCAAGCUGAGAAGAGAGGUAAGAGGCAGCGGAAGAACCUGUACAGAGGAAUCAGGCAGCGGCCCUGGGGCAAAUGGGCUGCCGAGAUUCGUGAUCCCAGAAAAGGGGUUCGUGUAUGGCUGGGGACCUUCAAUACCGCCGAGGAAGCCGCUCGAGCUUACGACAAAGAAGCUCGUGAAAUUCGGGGCAAGAAAGCGAAAGUGAACUUCCCCAACGAAGGCGAUGACUACUCCGCAACCCAAAACCGCCUCAGGCCAACACCUCCGCAUCAGACCCAGUGUAUCACUUUCAACCAUAAUUUACCAAAAUGUUUCAACUUUGAGUCUGGUUAUGAUCUGAACCAGAUGGGUGGUUAUCCCUCUUAUGGGGUCGAUACUGUUCCAGUUCCAAGCACCGACCCAGUAAUGGUCUCGUGUGAGGAUAUUAAUAAUCCUGGUUCAGACGAAUCUUACUCUACAGAAGGGUUAGUGGCAUGUAAUUUGAACGCAAACAAGGACGGUGUAGAGGUGAAAGAGAAAGAGGAGAAGCUAUCUAAGGUGGAGGAGGAGGAGGAGAUUGAGGUGCAGAAGCUGUCGGAGGAACUCAGGGCUUACGAGGAGUUCAUGAAGUUCUACCAGAUCCCUUAUCUUGAUGGGCAAUCAACUCCUCCGACUUCAACUCAAGAAAGCGUUGUGGGUGAUCUCUGGAGCUUCGAUGACGAUGGAAUCCAAGCCGUCUCUGCAACUCUGUAAAAACAGAGUAUCUUUCCUCCUUGGUUUUAGUUUCAAAUUUUUUAACGAUUGUUUGAUGAUUUGGGUCACAUCAGUGCCUUCGGAAUUGACUGUUGAUGUUUUAAUUUUUGUGAACAAGAUUAGAUCUUCGUCGUCGUUGUAUAUAUUUGAUUCGUUUCUGGUCUUUAAUUGACAAUCCAAAUUGCACUUUAAUCUCUU